This is a messenger RNA of Adineta ricciae, 1101 nucleotides long. The record is from the annotation of a GenBank genome assembly. Lineage: Eukaryota; Metazoa; Rotifera; Eurotatoria; Adinetida; Adinetidae.
AUGAUGCUAUUGCUUUGCUUGUUUAUUUCAUCCAUUAUAAUACAUACUGGAACAUGUGGCCGGCUGAAUAUGUAUAAUGUUGAUGUUGCACAAGAUAAUCAUUGCUUGGAUUACUUUGUCACUUUUGAUGAACUGGCGCAACAAUAUAUCUCCUAUUGUUUUCGACCUUCUCCACAGAAUGCACGGAUAUUGGCUACAAAGUUUAACAAUACAGCUGAUCGUUAUUUUACUUUUAAAAUGUUAUGCGAACAGAAUGUAACCAGUCAAGACCUACUUCAAUGGUCGGCUACCAUCGAUCUCGCAGAGCGUUAUCAAAAUUAUUUAGAGCGUGAAAAAGGUCUCGCGUCUUUCGAGAAUGAACAAUAUUUGUUUUACAACUGUUCGUGGUCUUGGUUUGGACCUCUCUGUCAGUUUUCAUUCCAAGAUUUUCGUAAGGAAGAUUUUGGGACGUUUGUUAGGAGUGCUUUCAGGCGGAGAGUUCCUUUCGUUGACGGCUCAAUGAUGACAUGCUAUUCGCAUCUGAAAUGUGAAACAUUAUUUACAUGUCUCGAUUGGCGUGAUAUAUGCGAUGGAGAAAUGGAGUGUCUGGAUGGAGCUGAUGAAUCCGAUUGUUGGCCACUCGAAAUGAAUGAAUGUACUGCUGACGAAUUUCGUUGCCAUAAUGGCCAAUGCAUACCGGCGGUUUUUCUCGCAGAUGAACCUGAGUAUACAGACUGUUUGGAUCGAAGUGACGAACCGAUAAAUCUCGACUUUGCAGAUACAUGUUAUAAGAAUCCUUCUUUUCCAUGUGAAGAACGUAUGUGUCGUCCAGGUAAUCAGGAGUUUCCAUGUGGAGAUGGCCAAUGUAUUGGAGAAGUAGAUAGAAUUUGUUUGAAUGGAAAGAGAAAUUUUCUUUCUAAUGACUCCUGUUUGAACGCAAUGAACUGUCUAAUGGACAUGAUUGGUUAUAAUGAAGAAGAAUGGUGUGACCGGCUUUGUCCAGACGUAAGAUGUAUGUCUGAAUAUUGCCCAGAUUCAUUCGAAUUUCCUGCCGAACCUGUUCUGUUCGGUCAUGUGCGUUUGAUANGCAAUGAACUGUCUAAUGGACAUGAUUGGUUAUAA